AUGCUCCACUUAAUUAAUAAUAAUAAUAAUAAGAGAAGAACAGCUCACAUAACACCAUCAUGGGAAAGAAGAUUAAACAAAAAAAUCGAAGGCCUCAGAGCAGAUCUAGCACGAAUGCUAGAAUACAAACGAGGCAACAGAAAUCGAAGACUCACACGCAAAGUAAACGAGAUUAAAAACAAAUACAAACAACAUACUAAAAAGAACUCGCCCAAUACAUCAACAGACCAACUUAUAGACACAAUCAGACAAAGACUAGCAAUACUAUCGAAAAGAAUGAAACAAUAUAAAAAAAGCAAUGCGAGAAAAUCGGACAACUAUCUGUUCACCAAUAAUCAAAAAGCAUUCUAUAACAAAAUAAACGAAGACAAUAACAUAGAACUCACAGAACCACCUACAAAAGAAGAAAUCGAAACAUUUUGGGGAGAAAUAUGGUCCAACUCGGUAACAUACAACAACGAAGCAAACUUCAUGCACUUAAUCAACGAAGAAGCAGUAAGGAUUAAUGACAUGGCAUGCAGCCAAAUCACUGAAGAAACACUAACAUCACAAAUGAGCAAAAUUCACAACUGGAAAAGUCCCGGACCAGACAAAAUUCACAACUUCUGGCUGAAAAAGUUAACUAGCAUGCACCCCAAACUCCUAGAAAUAUUUAAUAACAUCCUGGAUAAUCCACAAAAUCUCCCAGAUAAAAUAUGUGAGGGCGUAACGUACCUAAAACCAAAAAACCCGAACACCAAGAAUCCGGCCCACUACAGACCCAUUACGUGCCUUAACACAAUAUACAAACUAUUAACUGGAUGUAUCACACAAAUAGUAACAAAACACUGUGAAAACCAACAAAUUAUUGCUGAAGAACAAAAAGGUAGUCGCAUUGGAACACUAGGGUGCAAAGAGCAAUUAACAAUAGAUCCAAUAAUCAUGAAUCAAGCUCAUAAAAAGAAGAGAAAUUUAUUUACAUGCUUCAUAGAUUACAUCAAAGCAUACGAUAAAAUCCCACACUCUUGGAUCAUACAUUCUUUAAAGCUUUACAAAAUCAACAACAAAGUCAUAAACCUCCUUCAAAAUGCAAUGACUAAGUGGAAAACAACAGUUCAAUUAAAGACGCCUAAAGAAGACCUGAAAACGGGAAAAAUCAGCAUAAAGAGAGGUAUAUACCAAGGGGAUAGCCUAAGCAGUCUUCUAUUCUGUUUAAGUAUGAACUCGCUCUCAUCAAUUCUCAAACACAACAACAAAGGCUUCACAAUCAAAACAAAAGAACAAAAACACACAAUAACACACCUCUUCUAUAUGGAUGAUCUGAAACUAUAUGCAGACUCCGAAAGAAAUCUUAUUAAUAUAAUUAAAAUUGUGGAAAAAUUCAGUAUAGACAUAAACAUGGAACUGGGUACGGAAAAAUGCAAAAUACAAGCUAUAAAGAAAGGUCAAAUAAUAACAACAAGACAACCGAUCUAG
Photinus pyralis (common eastern firefly) is the source of this 1455-nucleotide messenger RNA. RefSeq lists its product as uncharacterized. The record is from RefSeq and is a predicted model, not a curated record. Bases 1 to 1455 code for a protein of 484 amino acids. Lineage: Eukaryota; Metazoa; Arthropoda; Insecta; Coleoptera; Lampyridae. The transcript has a single exon.